AUGUCACUCUCCCCUACUGCAUGGCUCUUCAUCAACAUCCUGCUCUUGCUCCCCUUACUUCACACUGUCUUUGCCACUGCACACAACACCCCAAUAAAUGGUACAUGUGAUGACACAUGUGGCACCAUCCCCAUAAAGUACCCCUUCGGCACUGGAUUUGGAUGUGGCCAUCCUGUCUUUGCCAGAUACAUAAAAUGCAGUUCCGGGACACUCCAAUUCUCUACUGGCACCGGCAUUUACACUAUCUCCUCAAUCGACUACCCGAGCAACACCAUGGUUCUCACAGAUCCCCUCAUGUCAACCUGUUCUUCAAUGCAAAACUCAGGAAGCUUCAUCUUAGAUAGGACCAGCCCCUUCACUAUAACAUCUGAUGAUAUUUUCGUUCUGCUCGGGUGCUCAACAACGUCUCCUGUGUUUGAUGCUGAUGAAGAACUAUGUGAUACCGGAUCAGGCUCUCGCAUUUGUAGAGGGCUGUAUUCUUGCAAGGGAGUGACAGGCAUUGGUUUGCCACAAAAUGCACCUGUUUCUACAUGUUGUGUCUAUGACUCACCACUUGGCCUUGGCUCAGGUUAUGCAUUGGACCUUCCUAAGCUCCAAUGCUCAUCAUAUACAUCAAUCUACGGGUUUGGGGAUGAUGAGGGGGAUCCGAUGAAAUGGAAAUUCGGAAUCUCUUUGCAGUAUAAUGAUUCAUAUGACACCGAGACGUGCAAGGACUGUGAAGCUAGUGGUGGCUUGUGCGGUUUUGCUGGUUUGGACCAGUCAUUUGCUUGUGUUUGUAAGAAUGGGGCGAACAGCAGCAACAACUGCCUUGGACGAGGGUAUGCUUGGAGCGGGACAUGGGGACUAAAAAUUCAACUGAAGAUGAUUCUUGGAGGAUGCCUCAAAACUCUUGGCGAUACAAACUACCAAUGA
This is a messenger RNA of Quercus robur (English oak), 912 nucleotides long. Its product is annotated as LEAF RUST 10 DISEASE-RESISTANCE LOCUS RECEPTOR-LIKE PROTEIN KINASE-like 1.5. Lineage: Eukaryota; Viridiplantae; Streptophyta; Magnoliopsida; Fagales; Fagaceae. The record is from RefSeq and is a predicted model, not a curated record. Gene Ontology annotation, molecular function: polysaccharide binding. The coding region runs from base 1 to 912 and encodes 303 amino acids. The transcript is spliced from 3 exons.